Molecule: messenger RNA, 927 nt
Organism: Saccharomyces kudriavzevii IFO 1802
Lineage: Eukaryota; Fungi; Ascomycota; Saccharomycetes; Saccharomycetales; Saccharomycetaceae
Gene: MRPL22
Product: mitochondrial 54S ribosomal protein uL22m
Exons: 1
Coding region: 1-927 (308 amino acids)
Biological process (GO): ribosome assembly; translation
Cellular component (GO): ribosome; mitochondrial large ribosomal subunit
Molecular function (GO): structural constituent of ribosome
Source: RefSeq, a predicted model, not a curated record
AUGAACUUGAUGGCAAGAACACCCAAGGCCAGCGGAAUUUCAAGAACCCUGCUUUUUUCCCUAAGUAGACGAUCGAUGCACACCACGCCUAUAAGUUUUAACAAUUCAAAAGGGUCGCUAUUUGGAAGCAUCACAGAAAAUAAGAUAAAGGAUGAAGUGAAGAAUGAAGAUGAGGACCCCAACAGCUUUUCCAACAAACUAGCCGUUGCUUCUGAUUCUUCCGGAGAGGCCCCUGAAAUUAAUAGAAAUUCGAUAACUUUGAAGAACGACAAGUUAUUGCAGCAGCACAUCGUAUCAUUGCAGCAACCGGAACAACUAGCAUCUCAAAGUCUUCUAUCCCCUUUGAAGAGAGCAAUCUAUGAGGCUAAUUGUAAAAUCAACGGAGGAUUUUAUAAGAAAGAUACCAUUGUAAAGCUACCAAAUUCUAAUGAACGCUACAGAUUGAAUUUAACAAGAAAAGAAAUUGAAGUAUUGGAGCCUUCCGUAUACGUUCAAUCUUACAGAAUUAAAUCUUCAAUGAAAAAGGCCACGCUUCUGCUGAGGUUAUUGGGGGGACUUGACAUUAUGAAAGCUAUCUCUCAAUGUCACUUUUCUAGCAAGAAAAUUUCUCGUGAAGUCGCAGAACUACUUCAAAAAGGUGUCAAAGAUGGUCAAAAGUUAGGUUUGAGACCAGAGGAUCUGUACAUCUCUCAGAUCUGGACAGGUAGCGAUGGACUUUGGCGAAAACGUGUUGAAUUUAAAGCAAGGACAAGAAUUGGUAUCAUAAGUCAUCCUUACAUACAUGUCAAAUUAAUUCUGAAGACAAAGAGCAUUACGAAACAAAGACUUGCUUAUGAGGCACACGUGAAAGAGCAGAGAAGAGCACCGUGGGUGCAGUUGAAUGACAAACCCAUUAGGGGUGUUACAGGUGGUGUAUAUAAAUGGUAA